AUGGGUAGAAGACGUGGUCGUGAUUUUGGCGGUUAUGGAGGACAUAACUACAGAUACUACAGCUGUGGAUAUAAGGGCGAUGGUAGAUGCCGCGAUCGUGGAAAUUCUGUAUGCAAAGUUAUGUGGCGUGCAUCACUACAUCAAGGAAUAAAAGUAACAGGCUAUCAGCACCUCGCAAAACUCGGUAGGACUUUACCUCAUUUUCCUUUUCAGCCCAAAGCGACGGACCUUCCACAGCAAGAAACGGAAAACAAGAAUUUUGUGGAAAAUGAUGCGACUGAACUUGAAAUUGUAUCCGCAGCGAAUAGUCACACUACUACUACAACAACCGAUGAGAUAACCACUGCAAUCACGCAAGACAUUGAAUUAGAUAACGAAGACGAUCUUAAUGACAAUACCAUCUUGAUAUCUACAAAUAAAAGUAACCUUGUCAGAGAAGUAUGUUUUGAUGUCGAUCAGCAAUACUUGUUUCCACAGCGAAGUGGGACAUCAUUAAGUGUUCGCAGUGAGUUGUGCAAUGUGAGCAAAUCGCAUAGCUCGAAAACGAAGGAGACUAAUACUGAUUCAUCAUGGAACUCUUGUUUUGAGCUUCAUCUCGACUUCGACAAAUCUCAAAACCCGCAUACCAGUAAGCUAAAAAGCACCGCAACAUCACUGGAAAUCCUUCACACUGAGGAAAACGUUGACUUAAAUAUUACUCGAACUUUGAGUGUUUCUGGACAAAAACUUGCUUCUGCAUCCAACGAAAAUUUUUUUAUUGAGUUAAAUCACGAUUCAGAUGAAGUUUAUAAUAUGGGCGAUAUGAACAAGUAUAUAGCAACUCCCAAAAAAAACAUAUUCGAUGAUUUUUAUAACGGAACACAUCGAGCCUCAGACGAUUGUCUUGCUGCUAUAUGUGGUGAAGCAUCUUUUAAUUCACGCUUUGCACCAAGAUGGAGAGGCCUUUCUCUUUCUGUGCAAAAUUGCAAUCGUGCUGCGAUCUUCACAACGAGUGGGAAUACAAACACUGCAAUUGAUAUUGGAAAAGUUGCUGCAGUUUCUGAAAACAAUGUGUUAAUAUCGGACAUUGGAUUUUCAUCGAAAUAUAGCCACGACAAUCAGGCUGAAAUAUUACUGACAGCACCAAAAGAUCAAAAAACACUGCUGAAGGAAUUGUGUGAUUGUAUACCGUUAACGGAAUUACCGUCUAAUCUUACACCUUCAUCUGCUCGUAGCACCAAAACUUUUAAUGACUCUGUCUUAUUGGAGACUUUGAAAGACACAUCACUAUCUUGCAUAAUGCUAUCAGACAACGUUCACAAAUCAGAAUGUGAUUUCAACCAAACGCAAAUUAAUCGUGAAGAAUAUGUUAAAAACAAAACAAAUGUUGAACAAAAUACAAAGGUCGAACUAUCCAAAGACGAAUUGAAAAGACAUUGCUUUGUCACGCACAAUACUAUUAUUUAUCCAGUAAGUCACUUGGAAAUGCAGUGUUUUCCGAACAGUACUUAUCAAUUCAAGUACGAAGAGAAAAAUGAGAACAGUGAGGACACGGAGACGGCUGCUUUAUUCAGAGAUAAAUAUUCUCAAACUAAGGAGCCUGUAGUGAAACAGUCAUUAGAGGACACGAAUAGGGCAGUAUCUGUGCUGAACACAAUGUUACAACGACGUUUAAAUAACGCUGGAAGUCAGAAUGGAUCAUUCGGCGAGGAACGAUUGAACAGUUUUUAUUCAACACCACCAGGUGACCCAAAAUCGCCGUCACAAAAGAUUUUGAAUAUUCAAAGCUUCACAAGAACGAACAACGGAUUAAAUGACUUUGUUGACAGGAGCGAUGCUCCAUUACCGCAUGUAAAAAAUUUGUCAGUUAGAUCUGAGGUGGAUGAAAAAGCAGCAAUGGUUGUAAACCAGCAGUAUGAAUGUGUAGCCCAGGAACCGAAGGAAGAUCUGAAGCAAUAUUGCCAUGAAAAUAACUCUGAGAAAACAUCACAAAUAUCAGGCAGCGAUGGUCGCUCAACAAUUCGGUAUGCUUUAGAGUCAGAAACAGAUUAUCUUUCUGACGAGAAAAUAUUGGCAAGUUUUGCUAGUAUAAGACAAACACGUAAAUUGGCAUCAUUGUUUGAAACUAUGAAUGAUGCAGCAAGUCUAGAAAUGUUGCGAGAGAUGGAUCAUUUGAAACGGCGCGGCAAAUCAGUUCCGCCGAACAUUAUCAAUAAAACCCAUUAUCGAGAUCCCGAAAUCAAUAACAGAGAACUUUUUCAAGACGAUUUAUUCUUGCAACGACGGAGAGAUAUGACUACAAGCUUGGAAAGAUAUGGAACUCAUUUAGGUCUCUCAGUUCCAUGCAAAAGAAAUACUUUUAAAGAACAGUUUACAAGAGAAAAGCAGAUUGAUGUACAUAGCGUACGGAGCAUUGUCAAUCGGUUUGAAUCAGUGUCGAACUCAAAUGGAUAUCAGAAUUCACCGAGAGCAAUUCAAACCGAUACAACACCACGAAAACCAAAGAGUCAAAAACGAUACUCCCAGUACCUUACGAGAAUGUUACAACCGGGUGUUACCAAUUAUAAAAAUAUUCAAAAUGUACAGUAUACCGUUGACUCGAAUUACAAUCUUUGUAGCGUUGCAAGAUCACCUUCAUUGCGAUCGGAUGAAUGGAAUGACAGAAGUCCCUCCCAUAAUUUACCAUACGAUAAUACGAGCUGCGCUAACGUUUGGGAUCAGCAGCAAUACGAAUUGGGAUUGCGCAAGGGAAUAACCAGCUUAAAACGUUAUGACAGCAGCUACAGCAGGAUGACGAAUGAGAUUCUCAAUCGGAAAUCAUCUUAUGCUAUGCAAACGCGCAUUCGCCAAAUUAAUUACAAGCCUGAAGUACAACCGAGCUGCCCCGUAACUGCUGCUAUUGACCGUUUGCAAAAACAUACUUGUGAGGAAAAAUUUGAUGGCGAAGUUAUCGAUCAUGUUGCUGAAGUAGAAAAAGCAUUUGAUUUCGUCAACAAGACUGAGUCACUAAUAACUCCUCGCCAACAAUGUUCGCAAGAAUCUUUGGAAAAACCAUCGCCACCUACGAAAGAUAAUUAUUCGAUCUCACUAUACCGUGAUCUGGAAAGAGAGCAUCGUAAAUCACCAAAUGGUGACAUCCCUGUUCAUUUCUCUUCACUCGUUUAUUUGCCACCUCCAUCUGCUGACGAACGAUUGGCAACUCAUGAACACAAAAAUUCGGUUAUAAAAAGUGCAAAAUUACUAAGUCAAAGUUACAUGGUUACAACGGAUCCAAUGGCCACUUCUACUCCUCUUGAUGGUUCGCCAGCAGCUAAUAGUCGCAUGCAUACUCCUGCUAGUUGUGUGCUUAAUCGAAGUGGUAUCUCCUCAAUAACGGCUUCAACAGCACAGGAAAUCGUUCAACUACAACAAUCAGAUAUAGAGAUGCAAAAUGUAAAACAGGAAAUAAUGAUCCAGGAAGGUCAAAUCGCACAAGCAUCAUUAGCAUUAGCUCACUGUAAGAAGAACAGCAGUUUCAAUGGCACUCUUGUUGAACUAAGCGCUCAGCGUGGUUUGUUAUUGGCACGCGAACGACUUCUAGCAUUACAAAAUGAAAUGCAGCGUUUGAAAACACGUCGGUUUGUAAAGGAACCAGUUCCUCCAAUGACGAAACGCAUGCGUGGAGCUAUCGACCUUACAUCAAUUGACGUUUAUCUUAAUCGCAAUUUUUGCAUUCGUAAUAUCGAUGAAAAUGUUUCGUAUGCUUUUGUUAUCCUUCUGAAAACUGAUGAACAAGUAGAAGCUACACAAACAGUUACAUUGAUGGACACGCGAGCUUUGCGCGUUAGCAAAGUUCAUUUUUCUGAUCGAAUUCGCUUUACAAAUCUACCGAUCGAUUUUACAGUACUAUUGGAGAUUUACGCUUUGAAAGUCAGUGAAAAUCGUCGCUCGGAUGAUUAUUCAUGCAGUAUGCUAAGGAACAAAGCGAAAUCGUUGUUAAGUCCAUCCAAAAAGACAUGCGGUAAUGAAUCAGUUGUGGGUUUCUCAGAAUUCAUUUGCUGUGGACAUAUUUGUUUAAACAGAGACACCAUUGGUAUGCAUAAAUUCUACCUAGAUGGGGCAGUUUAUCCAUUAGAGGGAACAAUUGAGAUCGACUCGCGUUGCACGACACUUUCUCCUACUAUUGAAAUCGAUUUCCAAGGAUUUUUGACCAUGUAUCAAAUAAUAUCUGGAUUGGGCUCAUGGGCUAGAUAUUGGGCCGUUUUACGUUGUGGUGUAGUGCAAUUUUGGAAAUAUCCAGAUGAUGAAGCUUCUGAAAAGCCAGUUCUUGCAUGCAUGGAACUUUCGCAGUGUACGAAUAAAGAAAUUAGCCAUGCACCACAUGAAAUCUGUUCACGUCCAAAUGCUUUCACCAUCGAUCUUCUAGUUCCAACAUCAGCCUCUUUGACAGAAAAGAAACGUGUAUUAUUAUCUGCGGAUACGAAAGAGCUUUGCAGUGCUUGGUUGAAUGCACUGAAUGGAACACUGCAGUUGUAUAGCGACUGGUUCAGAGAUGUUGCAUUGAUUAGCCUGAUGGCAACAAAAAUCCCCGUAACGAAAUACUUCCGGCCAUUCGUGCCACCAUUACCGCCUGGCACGAAAAUCCACAACGAUUUAUAUUGGGAUGUAUAUAUUUACCGGCCCUAUUGCCGUCUUUGGGAACGCGUCGGGGUGUACUUGUACAAUCGAGUGUUUAAUCGCUUCGAGAUUGGCGUGCAAGAUAAGGAGUAUAAUGCUCGCGUUCAUGGUCCUUAUUGUCCUUGGAGGUAUUAUGGGACUAAAAAAGAUACAAAACUGAUGGAUGUGAAAUUAUGCGAUUUGCGUUCAUGGUUUUCACGUCGUGAUAAGUCGAUUGGAGGUAUUGCAUACGCUGCUGUGAAAAGUUUUUACAGAUUCGAACACUAUUAUUUCGACCACUAUCUCAUUAAUCUGAAACUGUAUCAAAUGGGAUCACGGGUACGUGGUGCGUUCAUCAUAUUUGAAGGAUGUGAUAAGGCUGGUAAAAGUUUACAGUCUAGAAAAUUGGUGGAACGUAUCAAAGUUACAGGCGACAAUGCAAAUUUGAUUUCAUUUCCUGAUCGUUCAAGUGACUUAGGCAAAUUUAUUGAUCGUUAUUUGAAAAAGGAAGUUGAAAUGGAGCCUAAAGAAGCGCAUUUAGUAUUCGCAGCAAAUCGGCAAGCACUUAUGCCUCUAAUGAUGAAAAAAUUGCUUGAGGGAACGCAUUUGGUCGUUGACCGAUAUGUUUAUUCAGGCAUCGCCUAUACUCUUGCAAAAGGAGAUGAAAACAUAACAAUGGAGUGGGCAAAACUGGCUGAUACGGGUGAGUUAAGACCUGAUUGUGUUAUAUACUUGAAUCUUCCAUUCGAUCAAGCACAGAAAAGGAGUGGAUUUGGUGAUGAACGCUUCGAUUUUAGCAAUUUCCAGGAGAAAGUGAAUGACAUUAUGAAAAAGUUCGCUGCUGAAGACAAAGAUCUGUGGAAAGUAGUGGAUGCCUCCUUGUCUGUUGAAGAAAUUUCCGAAAAUGUCUGGGAAUUGGUGGCACCAGUUUUGGAUAAUGUGAACAAAAAGAGCCUUGCGUUUCUCUGA
Messenger RNA from Acanthocheilonema viteae, 5583 nucleotides. NCBI's taxonomy places the organism in Eukaryota, Metazoa, Nematoda, Chromadorea, Rhabditida, Onchocercidae. The record is from the annotation of a GenBank genome assembly.